Salvia hispanica is the source of this 759-nucleotide messenger RNA. The record is from RefSeq and is a predicted model, not a curated record. NCBI's taxonomy places the organism in Eukaryota, Viridiplantae, Streptophyta, Magnoliopsida, Lamiales, Lamiaceae.
AUGGCUAGUGGUAGUGGUAGUGGUGCGGGUAGCAGUGGUCAGCUGCGGUUUGGGGACAAAAUUUUCAAGCAGCGUUUUAGGAUGUAUCAGAAUCUAUUUAUGCGUAUCGUGAACGCUUUAGAGCGUCAGUACAAGUAUUUCAGGUUCAGGGAGGAUGUGAGUGGUAGACCUGGUCACACGCCUAUACAGAAGUGCACUGCCGCAAUCAGGCAGUUGGCCUAUGGAGACGCGACCGACAUGUUCGACGAGUACCUCCACAUCAGCGAGACGACUGCCCGCCAAUGUCUCAAGUAUUUUUGUCAGGGCGUCAUUGAGAUAUUCAGUGAGAGGUAUCUUCGAAAGCCUACCCCCGAAGACUGCCAGACUCUGAUGGAUAUGCACGGGAAUCAGCACGGGCCAGAGAUGUUGGGUAGCAUAGAUUGUAUGCACUGGGAAUGGAAGAACUGCCUCACCGCUUGGAAAGGGCAGUGCACGACCGGCUUCAAAGGCAAGAAUCCCACGAUGAUCCUCGAAGCCAUAGCUGAUUACCGACUAUGGAUUUGGCAUGCAUGCCCAAUAGACGAAAAGAAGAUCUACUUUGCACAACGUCAAGAGGAGACGCGCAAGGAUGUGGAGCCGGCAUUUGGUGUGCUACAGGCUCGAUGGGCGGCAUUGAAUGGUCCAACACGCUUGUGGUAUCCUGACUGCAUUGCUGAUGUCAUGUACGCAUGUACUAUCAUGCACAACAUGAUUGUCGAAGAUGAGUCCAGAACUGACUGA